Messenger RNA from Engraulis encrasicolus (European anchovy), 565 nucleotides. RefSeq names its product interferon phi 4 (gene ifnphi4). Gene Ontology annotation, cellular component: extracellular region. NCBI's taxonomy places the organism in Eukaryota, Metazoa, Chordata, Actinopteri, Clupeiformes, Engraulidae. The transcript is spliced from 5 exons. The record is from RefSeq and is a predicted model, not a curated record. Gene Ontology annotation, molecular function: cytokine receptor binding. The coding region runs from base 1 to 510 and encodes 169 amino acids. Gene Ontology annotation, biological process: response to exogenous dsRNA; defense response.
AUGCAGCACAAAUUUCAACAGUACAGCAGGAAAUGCCUGGCGCUACUGGACCAGAUGGGUGGAGAAGUUACUGAAGACAUCAGUCCAGUGCAUUUCCCUGAGGACCUGUACAAGCUGGCUAAGAAAUCAGAGCCUGAGAGACUCACCUGGUUCGUGGCCCAGGUGCUGCAGGAGGUGUCAGAGCUGAUGGACGGAGCCCUGGAGGAGGUGGAGGAGGAAGAGGAGGAGAGUAAGGAGGAGGAGAGUAAGGAGGAGGGAGAGGAGGUGCUGCAGUGGGAGGAGAAGGAGGUGAAGGACUUCAUGAGCACUCUGGACACACAGCUGGAGGGAACACUCUCAUGUGUGCACUCUAAGAAUAAGAAGAGCAGGAGGCUGCACCUCUACUUCAAGAAGCUGAGAAACGAAACUGUGGAGAAAAUGGAGGACAAGGUCAAGGCCUGGGAGCUGGUGAGGAAGGAAGUCAGAAACCACCUGAGGAGAGUCAACCACCUGGCCAGCAUUCACAUCUAAACACACAAGCACCACCUGGCCAGCAUUCACAUCUAAACACACAGGAACCACCUGG